This is a messenger RNA of Podarcis lilfordi (Lilford's wall lizard), 36880 nucleotides long. The record is from the annotation of a GenBank genome assembly. Lineage: Eukaryota; Metazoa; Chordata; Lepidosauria; Squamata; Lacertidae.
UGUUUCCAUAAAUAGCUCCUUCUUCUGGCAUCUUUUUUCUUUAACAAAAAAAUUCAAAGGAAUAUUUUUGUAGUCUGUAAAGGCCAAACUCUUCUUAUGCUAAAUGCUGUUCGGUGUUACAUCUUUUAAAAUAGCCUGCAGGAAGGGGGAAAUGAACCCUUUCCUCCCACACGACAGCCCCUCUCUGCACUAUGCAUUUAAAGCAGUAUCAUAUCAUUUUAAACAGCCAGGGCUUCUGCAACCAACUCCCUCAGUGAACAUGGGAGCAAGGCAACAUGACCCAGGAGGGGUUUUCUCUGAGUGGCAGCGCACAUUGAGAAUCUGCAGCAAGGACUCAGAGUUCCUGAGCAACUUAUUUCCAGUUAAAGCUUAGCUGCAUAAAAAAUACAAGUGUACUUUAAUUAAAAAGCUCUCCAUGAGGGAUAGCGCUGAACAGUGUCACUAGUAAAGGCACAAUGGUUAGGGUCCGUUAUAAAAUGGUAUUGCAGGUUUAAAUGAGAACUUUGCUUUCAAGGCCCUUAAGCAAAACGAUUUCUCAGAAAUCUGUUGCUCCCUAGAAUGGGUUUACCAUGCCUGUAAAACAGCUCUAGUCAACUUCUAGGACCUUUCCCUCUACCUGAGGGAUUUGUCAAGCUUAUCGUAUUGGACAAACCCCUAAGCACCCUAAACUGCUUUCCUAGCCAGGCCCUAUCUGACAGGUAAACUGUCAAAAUGAGCCUUUUCCAUCCUCUCUCCCACCCGAUGGGACGCUUCUCAUCCCUGCCAUGGUUGGCUGAGAGUGUCCUGGAGGUUGACCCAACGGUCUGUCCAUCACAACUUCCCCCAAAGAAUCAUGGGAAUUGUAGUUUGAUAAGGGUGCUGAGAGGUGUUAGGAAAAACCCCUGUUCCCCCUCACAAUUCCCAGAAUUCACAGCUAAGAUGGAUUGACUGUCAAACCACUCUGAGAAACAUUGCUCUGUGAGGUGAAUUGUGGGUCAGGCAGUUGGGAAACACCGCACAAGAGACUUUGACAGGUGGGCGGAACAACCCAGCUGUCUAUCAUCAUACUUGAGUGAUUGACAGGUGGGUUGUCCCGCCCACCAAACAAACUUGUCCUACAGGGGGCUGGGGACAGACAGCAACCUGGCCCGCUGUGCCAAAAAGGUAGGCCACACCCCUUCUCUCGAACACCACAAGCUUCAUUUAGAACAAAAAAGGCUGCAAAGUUUUGUUUUUCAGUCUCCUGCACCAUUGAAACAGCGUGUUCCAUAAUUCUCUCUAGACAAGUGGGCAAGAGGCCAAGAAAUGAAUUGCAGAGGAAGACUUAUUGGCAGAGGCAGAGACUUGAUCAUCUGCUUCUUCCUUGAGCUUCUCCUAAAAUGUUUUUGCACUUCCAAAAGCAGCAGCUGAAAGGAGGAGAAGAAGGGGAAGCUUUUAGAAGUCUCCAGACAAGAAGAAUGGUGGCAUAAAAGCCCAGGCUGUGUGGCCUGGACCAGGGGCUAAAGGGAAGGAGAAAUUAGAUUCAGUUUGUGUUGCAAGGCCAAGCUACCUAGCCAGAGGCACUGCCUUGGGCCAAAGACUUGGGGGUAGCGUUGUGUUGCACAUGUGGCAUCACACACGUGAUGCAUGACACACACCUAUGACAUCACGCGUGCAACGUCAGGAGGAGGCCUUGCCCAGCUCCAUGGAGCUUCAAUGGCUGCGGCUCCUCCUCUCUUGCUCUCAAGUUCAUAAAGGGAGAUAUUGAUCUUUCAGAUAACCUUGGCCCUGGCCACAUAUGAAAUGAAAACAGCAGACAAAACGCAUUAGGUUAGGGGAGAUGGCUUUGCAAAAAUGUGUACAUUAUGGCAAAACUGCAUGCAGAAAUGUGUCUUUCGGGAGGAAUUUGCACUGAAAUGCUGAUCAGGCUUUAACUAUAAACUGAUAUGGAGAACCGAGCUUAACAAAUGGAAAAGGAGAAACUGAAAGCGAUAAGAGCCCUCCAACCCUAAGCUACAAACAAACUACACUCUGCUCCUUUGGGAUCACAGAGGCUGUCUCUUAACUGAUCUCACUGGAGGGUGUUCAUUAGGGCAGAUGGGGGCACUGCCCCACCAAUCUCAACAUGCCCUCAGCCAGUCCCCACCAGCCUGCCUGCCUUCCUACAACCAAUUGGGUUGGCUCUGCCUGUUGUGGGCUCUGGAAGCCACAGAGGGGAGAGUGCUCUCAUGCUCAGAUCCUGCUCAGAGGUUUCCCAAAGGGAUCAGGUUGACCACUGCAGAAGUGAUGGUUUUAAGAGAGGACUGGACAAAUUCAUGGAGGAGACGGCUGUCAAUGGCUACAAGACACAAUGCCUGGGAUAGCUCCGUUGGUUAGAGCAUGGUGAUGAUAACUCCAAUGCUGCUGGUUUGAUCCCCGUAUGGGACAGCUGCAUUUUCCUGCAUUGCAGGGGGAGGGGGAUUGGAUGAAAUCAGGGGUCAGCAGACUUUUUCAGCAGGGGGUCAGUCCACUAUCCCUCAGACCUUGUGUGGGGCUGGACUAUAUUUUGGAAAAAAAAUAUGAAUGAAUUCCUAUGCCUUACAAAUACCCAGAGAUGCAUUUUAAAUAAAAGGACACAUUCUACUCAUGUAAAAACAUGCUGAUUCCCGGACCAUCUGAGGGCCGGAUUUAGAAGGCGAUUGGGCGGCAUCCGGCCCUCAGGCCUUAGUUUGCCUACCCAUGGAUGAGAUGAUCUUCGCGGUCCCUUCCAACUCUACAAUGAUAUGGUUCUGUUGUGUGCCUCCACAGUCUGAGGCAGCAAUGCUUCUGAAUUCCAGUUGCUGGAAGCCAUAGGAAGGGUCUUGCAGUCGGAUCCUGCUCGCUGCUUUCCCGCAGGCACGAUUUCUAUGUUCUGCCCCCUUAUUGGAAGCAGAAUGAUUCCUCGUGAUUCCUAGCAAGUUGAGAGAGUGUUGUGGGGCUCAGAUGCUGCUGUCAGGCUCCCCAUCCCAGAGGCAUUUGGCUGGCCAAGGUGACAAGAAGAUGCUGGAUUGAGUGAGCCUUGGGCCUCAUCCACCAGGGCCCUUCUUGCGUCCUUGUUUUGAAAUGUUUUAGGAAACAUGUAUGGGACGCAGGUGGCGCUGUGGGUUAAACCACAGAGCCUAGGACUUGUCGAUCAGAAGGUCAGCAGUUCGCGCGACGGGGUGAGCUCCCGUUGCUUGGUCCCAGCUCCUGCCAACCUAGCAGUUCGAAAGCGCGUCAAAGUGCAAGUAGAUAAAUAGAUACCGUUCCAGCGGGAAGGUAAAUGGCAUUUCCAUGCACUGCUCUGGUUCGCCAGAGGCGGCUUAGUCAUGCUGGCCACAUGACCCGGAAGCUGUACACCGGCUCCCUUGGCUAGUAAAGCGAGAUGAGCGCCGCAACCCCAGAGUCGGUCACAACUGGACUGGGGUCCCUUUACCUUUAGGAAACAUGUACAGCAUAGAAUCAUAGACUUGGAAGGGUCAUCUAGUCCAACCCCCCCGCCCCCCCCGUGAUGCAGAAUUUUUUUGCCCAAGGUGGGGCUCGAAUCCCUGACCCUGAGUUCAAGAGUCUCACGCUCUACCAAGCGGGGAUGCAGUAAAUUGUAGGGGCUAGUGGCUAAAGCAGAUAAAUAUCUGCCAGUUCCCACACCCCUCAAGCGCUGGAUGCAGUGUGGCGCUUUCCUUGUUACCAUGACUGCCUCCCCCGGGAGAUUUUUGCCUGGAACAAACAGAAGACAGCGCGUUCCCAGUGGGGUUGGCUUUGGUGAUGGCGAGAGAAAUCAGCACUGGGUUCCUCAGGUGUGCUGGAGAUGGCAGGCUUUUGGACCCUGAGGGAGCCUUCUCUCUCUCCCUCCUUCUCUAUUAGUGGCUCCUGCUUCCUCGAGAUUUAAAACUCGCCAGCCCCUGCAAGGAAGUCUUGGCUGGUGUAGCUGAGGCUGCACCUGCAGUCAGCCCCCCUGCUCUCUCGCGCUUGCGCUGCUGGUUUGUGACUCGCCGGGACUCUGCUGAACUUCAGCUGUCCAUCUCUCCCUCCACGUCCGGGGCCCUGGAUUUUAUCCAGAGCUGCAACCGCCUUUGCAGAGAUGGGCUCUUCCCACUCGGUGCCGGACGAAAUCCAGGAGCUUGCAGACAAGACGGGCUGUGAGUAUACUAAACUUUCCUCUCGUCGCUCCCCAGUGACCUCCCUCCCCUGCAGGACUUGGGAAGAGAUGGUUUUGCGCUUUCUCCCUCUUUCCCUUCCAUCCCCCCCCUCCCUGUACAUCCCAAGGGCAGCUGAUCCUUGGCGCAAGAAUGUGGCUUGACAGCUUGAGCAACUCCGGGCUUUUUCCUCUGUGGGUGAGAGGAGGAGGGCUUAUCUUUCAGCAAUGUGAUUGAAAUCCUGGCAGUGUCCGUGCGCGUGCAAGUGAUGGCAUCUAGCAGAAGCCGCUCAGCUGGGGGGAAGAGGAAGUUUGCAAAGGAGACCACCAGUUUCGCAAAGCGUUUUGUGUCUGCAGGCUGCGGUUCGGGGCUUUCUGAGUGCUUGCUGGCAUGUGCAACCGGCUUUUCUGUUCAGAGCCUGGAGCUAUGCAUCUGUAUCUUGCAUACUUUUAUAUGGAGAUAUAUAGAUACACACACACACACACACACACACACACACACACAGGGCUGUUGCUGCCACCCAUGUUGCUCACCAACCCACACACCUGGGACUACAAAUCCUCCAUUGGGGGCUGCGUGAUGACAGCCUUACCUUUAUAUGUAUAUAGGAGUAUAGAUAUGGUUUUAACAUAAAAUGACAUUCAUUGGCUCUGACAAACGCUGUAGUGUUACAUGCAUAUCUUAGCCACAUUAAGAAGGGAACAUUGAGUGAGACUACUGUCAAAUAACCAAAUUAUUGACUGCAUUGCCAAGGCUUCAACUGCCCAUGACAUAGCCUCUCCAUAAUUAACAGAGAGAAGCUGGUGUGGUAUCAACAUUACUUUGGUUUGCAUAGCUGAUCAAUGGGAGCCACACUUUGUCAAAAUGAUCGUGUUCAGUUUGGCCCUUUUGUGUUGUGUUAUAUGCUUGGAAAGAGCCAGAUCCCGAACUUCCUGCCAUCUCCUUUGGGGUCUUUCCAAGGGGAGGUGAUUUCUAGAUGGGUAGAGGUGAACACAACCUGGCAGCUGUGUCUCAUGUAUAAGGGGAGGGUCUUGGUUGGUGUCUAGUGACAGGGGGGCCAGAACAGCGUUAGGAAGGGUUCAAUGUCCGGCCCAUAAUACUGGAGACAUCAAAAAGGCUUUGCCAAAACCCAGUAAGCUUAUCAUACUCCCGCCAUCUUGCAAACUUAAUAGCCAAGGCAUUUUCCCCCAGCUGUCUAAUGCACAGUGGAACCAUUGCUUCAUUUCAGGAAAACCCAAGUUUUGCAGAACUGCAAAACGUAAUCUGAAAAAAGAAAAGCCACAUUUUCAAGAAGGCAGUUGGGGGUGGAAGAAAAAACAGGAUAAGGAAGUGGUCCUCAACAGUCAAUGUAGAUCAAUAUUGCCUACACUGACUGGCAGUGGCUCUCUGGGGUUUCAGUCAGGCUUUCUGUCUCCCAGACCUGCCUUGAGUUGCUGGGCAUGGAACCCGGGGCCUCCUACAUACAAGGCACAUGCUCUGCCACUGAGCUAUGGCCAACUAGAACCCUGAACAGAAUCCUUCCCAAUGGCCGCAUUAUGUUGCAGACAGAGGUGUAGCAUGGGAGUGCAGGGAGUCAUGGCCCCAGGUGCACAUUUUUAAGGGGGUGCUCUCACAAAAGGCAUGGAGCCCUGACAGCUGAGGCACGGCAGCAGGUGGGUGGGUUUAGUGGGCAGGUGGAUGGAGGCAGCGGACAAGGAGCCUGUUGCAAGGUGGGCUCUGUUCACCCUGACAACGUGCCCUCCUGGUACAUGCUCCCACCCCAGCUGCAUAGUCCACCGGGCAUGCACAACACUUUUCCCACCCCGGGUGCCAGCAACCCAUGCUAUGCAGCCGGUUGCUGAUUCCAUUUGUAGACAUAGGAAAGCUGGUCAGAAACAGAAUGGAAACUGUGGUCCUUCUAGGGUUGAGCUGCAGCUCCCAUCAUCCCUUGGCUAUUGGCCAUGCCAGCUGAGGUUGAUGAAGUCCAAACACACCUGGAGGGACCCUGGAGGGCCAAAGGUUCCCUUUUUAAUAGUGGUAAGAACCUAAGAAGUAUACCUGAAGGAGCGUCUCCACCCCCAUCGUUCUGCCUGGACACUGAGGUCCAGCGCCAAGGGCCUUCUGGCAGUUCGCUCACUGCGAGAAGGCAAGUUACAGGGAACCAGGCAGAAGACCUUCUCGGUAGUGGCGCCCACCCUGUGGAACGCCCUCCCACCAGAUGUCAAAGAGAAGAACAACUACCAGACUUUUAGAAGACAAGGCAGCCCUCUUUAGGGAAGCUUUUAAUGUUUAACAGACCACUGUAUUUUAAUACUUUGUUGGAAGCUGCCCAGAGUGGCUGGGGAAACCCAGCCAGAUGGGCGGGGUAUAAAUAAUAAAUUCUAUUCUAUUCUAUUCUAUUCUAUUCUAUUCUGUGAAGAGACUGCUGCAUCAGGCCAAUGGCCCAUAAAGUCCAGCAUCCUGCUCUCACAGUGGCCAACCAGAUGCCUGAAUGGGAAACUCGCAAGUAGGACUUGAGCGCAAGAACACUCUCCCUCCCCACCAGCAAUUGGUAUUCAGAAGCUAGUAGUCAUCAAUAGCCUGGUCCUCCAUGAAUUUUGUCCAGUGCUCCUUUGAAGCCACCUAACCUGGUGGCCAUCCCUGCCUCCUGUGUGGGAACAAGUUUCAUAGUUCAACUCGGUGCUGUUGGAAGAUUUAGGGCAGAGAAAAGAAAGUCCACAGCAUACAGUGGAACAGUGGAACUCUCUCCCCCAUGAGGCAGUGAAGGCCACCAACUUGGAUGUAUUUGAAAGAGAAAUGGAUGAAUUCAUGGGGGAGAGGGCUAUCGACGGCUACCAGCCAUGAUGGUUAUGCUCUACCUCCACAUUUGGUGGCAUCGGAUGCCCACAAGUUCUGGUGUUUUGAGAGAGAGAAUCAUAGGAUCUUAGAGUGGGAAGGGACCCAAAAGUAAUCUAGUCCAACCCCUUUCAAUGCAGGAAUCUCUGCUGAAGCAUCCAUGGCUGAUGGCCAUCCAACCUCUGCUUAAAAACCUCCAAGGAAGGAGAGCCCACCACUUUCUGAGGGAGACCGUUCCACUGUCAAACAGCUCUUACUGUAAGAAAGUUCUUCCUGAUGUUUGGUUGGAAUUUUCCUUCUUGUAACUUGAAGCCAUUGGUUUAGGUCCUAGAUUCCGGAGCAGCAGAAAACAAGCUUGUUCCCUCUUCCAUGUGACAACCCUUCGGCUAUUUGAAGAUGGUUAUCAUAGAAAGUGAGCUCCAUAGUUGAACUAUGUGCUGUGUGAUAACAGAAGUUAGAGUUGUAGUAAGAGUCACAAUAGCCAUAAUAAUAGCUGUAGUACAGUGGUACCUCAGGUUACAGACACUUCAGGUUACAGGCUCCGCUAACCCAGAAAUAGUACCUCAGGUUAAGAAAUUUACCUCAGGAUGAGAACAGAAAUCAUGGAGGCCCCAUUAGCUAAAGUAGUACCUCAGGUUAAGAACAGUUUCAGGUUAAGAACGGACUUCCAGAACAAAUUAAGUUCUUAACCCAAGGUACCAUUGUAUUACUUUGAAGAUAUUAUAAUACCAGCAAAAUGUGACAUUGGAAGAAAAGAAGAAGCAGAAUACAUUCCCAGUAAUGAGACAAGUCAGUUGUCUUGUACACACCUAGAAAUGGGUUGUAUAUAUCACUUCAGUGAACAGUUUCCAUUUUUAUGGCUUAGGACUGUAUGUGGAUAUGCAUUAUCCUGCACUUUAUUAGAUGAGUACAUUAGAAAAAGACUCUAUUUUUUCUACAAAGCAAUUGUAGAGCUGACCUCCCUCUUACUCUUAAUUCAUUAGUUCAUUAGUUUUAUCAUGUUUGCUCCCCCUCAGACUUGAGUUAACCCAUCUUUUCCUGUCAGAGUUCUUAUCUUUUUUCAGUGGUAUCAGAAUGCUAUGUGGGCAGCUCUUAAUACGCGGAAGUCAAUUUCCUUAUCUAUUAAGAGCAGGUGUCUAACAUAGCCAAUUAAAAAUAACCAGAAGGUCAGAUGGGAGUGCAUACAUCCUAUGGUUAUUUCAAUCUCUGCUUAUUACAUCGGCCCAACAUUUCCUUCCUUUUUCGGACAAGCCCCCUCCCCCAAAUAUGUGGUCUGUCCCUUUAGCAAAAUCACUUAAAUGACACAAACCCCAUCGGGAAGAGCCCUGAUUACAGCUGACAGAGCAAACCAAACAAAAAAUGAUUUGAGGAGAGAGGCGCAGAGAGGUUCUGUCUUUCUUAGUGCAGGAACUAAGAAAACGCUGAACAAAAAAAACAACCCAUGCAGAGGAAACCUCCCUCAGCCAAUCAGAGCGUCCGCUGCCCCAGCGAAGGUCAUGCCACUCUGCUAAGCAACACCACCCACUGGCCCCCUCUUAGCUAAUUGACUUUAAAACGCUGGCAGACCAAACCCUUAAAUUAUACCCAGGAAGAUCUUUGCUGCUGCACUGCCAACAGUUCCUUCGAAUGGCCCCAAAUUCCCUUUCCUUGUACUGUGCGACCUAAGAUAGGGAACACAUGUUAUCUGUGUGCACACAUGCAUGUGUAUUUGUUGUGCCUCUGUCCUCAAUGGCUGGGGUCCCAAGGGGGCAGGGAACAGGUUUAGCUGCCGAAGCAUCAAUGUGCUGCGCCCUUUAAAAAUUAUACCCUGCCUUUCCUUGAAAUUCAAUAUCUCUGAAUGCCAGUUGAAGGGAAUCACAAGUGGGGGAGAGUUUCUGUUGCGCUCGGGUCCUGCUGGCAGGUUUCUCAUUUGGGGGGGGGGUAAUCUGGUUGGCUGUUGUGAGAACAGGAUGCUGGACCAGACGGGCCGUUGGCCUGAUCCAGCAAAGCUCUUGUUUUAAGGACUACAACAAAUAAACAAACAAAGAAAUAUGGCACAAAGUGCACCUGAUGAAGGGGAUCCAAGCCCUCGCAGGCCCUUGGAAACAAUUGAUUUCUUAAUCUUGAAGAUGCUGCAGCAAGUGCAAUUCAGAAAAGUCCCCGGUGAUCCUAUAUGUUUCCUUACGGAAUUAAUUAGUAAUUUUUGCUCUGCUCUGUUUUAUUCUUGGCAUCCGUUGCUGAUUUCUGUUGUUCCUGUUGUUGGGUGUGGGGUUUUUGUUGUGGUGGUUGUUGUUUAAAUGGUAAAUGUGGUGUUUCAAUUUGUAAACCACUAUGAAAUGCAGCUCUUUUAACUGCCUAGAGAAGUUUUUAAUGUUUGAUGUUUUAUUGUGUUUUUAAUAUUCUCUUGGGAGCCACCUAGAGUGGCUGGGGCAAGCCAGUCAGAUGGGCGGCAUAUAAAUAUUUGUUGUUUAGUCGUUUAGUCGUGUCCGACUCUUCGUGACCCCAUGGACCAGAGCAUGCCAGGCACUCCUGUCUUCCACUGCCUCCCGCAGUUUGGUCAGACUCAUGUUUGUAGCUUCGAGAACACUGUCCAACCAUCUUGUCCUCUGUCGGCCCCUUCUUCUUGUGCCCUCCAUCUUUCCCAACAUCAGGGUCUUUUCCAGGGAGUCUUCUCUUCUCAUGAGGUGGCCAAAGUAUUGGAGCCCCAGCUUCACAAUCUGUCCUUCCAGUGAGCACUCAGGGCUAAUUUCCUUAUGAAUGGAUAGGUUUGAUCUUCUUGCAGUCCAUGGGACUCUCAAGAGUCUCCUCCAGCACCAUAAUUCAAAAGCAUCAAUUCUUUGGCGAUCAGCCUUCUUUAUGGUCCAGCUCUCACUUCCAUACAUCACUACUGGGAAAACCAUGGCUUUAACUAUACGGACCUUUGUUGGUAAGGUGAUGUCUCUGCUAUUAUUAUUAUUAUUAUUAUUAUUAUUAAAGAAUGGGGAGAGAUUUGGUCUGGUUCGGAUGUUGACACAAACCUCCCUAAUAUGCAUAUUCUGAAACAAUAUGUGAACUGAAACACAUCUGUGCACUGAAAUUUGCACUUCUCCGAAUUUCAGGAUGCUGUUCUCCUGAAGAAUAAUGUACGAAACAGGUGUGCCUGUGUGUGUUUAUGUCUGAGUUCUCCCCUCAGAGAACUCCAAUUCCCAGAAGAAAAUUACAAGACUACUCUGAGAAUUGUAGCUCUGUGAGGGGAAUAGGAAUUCUCCUAACAAGUCUCAGCACCCUUAACAGACUACAGUUCCCAGGAUUCUGUGAGGGGAGCCACGUCUGUUUAAAGUGGCAUGAUGCUGCUUGAAAUGUACAAUAUAGAUGGGACCACAGAGUCUCCAAUCAAUGCUCUUAACUUUGGAAGAAGCCCCCUCAUUCUGAAAUAUAUGGGAUGGUUUUUUUUCAUUCUGCAUAUAAAUUCACACAAUAUGUUCUGGUGAGGGACAGGGCCACUCAGGAAAGGAGGGGGUGGGGCAGCAUAAUCCUUCACAGACCAGCCUGAAAAAAAGCACCUUGAACUGGCGUUGAAUAAGCAACUGUGAAAAGAGGUUACUGGACUAGACAGGCCAUUGGCCUGAUCAUAUGCUCUUCUCACACUCUCUCACACAGAAAGAGACAGACAGACAGACAGAGAGACCCCUUUUACACCAUAUGUAACUCUUUGCUGGAUGGGAUAACUGUUAUGCUUAGCUUAUUAAUUUUUUUAGCUCCUGUUGGUUCAUAGCAUUUUAUAGAUCGCAAUUGCCUUAUUGGUGACCUGUUAAUGGUUUUAUAGGCUCUAUGCUGCGUUUGUGACGUUCUGUUCUUUGUUACGUUACUGUUGUUUAUUUGUUUGGAAGCCGCUUUGAGAUCCGUUUAAAUGAAAAGCAGCGCAGAAAUACAAGGAAUCAAAUCAAACCUUGCCUUUUUCUAUCUCUAGCCAAAGCUCAGGUGCCUGGCCCAGUUAACAGGCAGCAAAUAAAUGCGGGGGGGGGGUUGCUCUGAGCCAGAGGUAUCGCUGACCCUUUUCUUGUGAAAGAAUAGUUUGCUCAGCCGUUUUUAAAAAAUGUUUAUUUCAGUCUUCUCUUCUGGGAAUAAAGCAUAUUUGCUGAGGCAUGGUGGUGGGGUGCAUCGAGAAAGAAGACGCUCUAAAUAGAACAUUCUCCCUUAGGUGAUGGUUAGUUGACUCAGGUGGCUUCUUCCUAUAGCUGACUUUUGGUACCCAAGGCUGUUUUCAAGCCAAUUCUACCGUAAAGGUAAAGAGACCCCUGACCAUUAGGUCCAAUUGUGACCGACUCUGAGGUUGCGGUGCUCAUCUCGCUUUAUUGGCCGAGCAGCGAAUGGAAACGCCGUUUACCUUCCUGCCGGAGCAGUACCUAUUUAUCUACUUGCACUUUGACGUGUUUUCGAACUGCUAAGUUGGCAGGAGCAGGGACCGAGCAACGGGAACUCACCCGGUCGUGGGGAUUCGAGCUGUCGACCUUCUGAUCGGCAAGUCCUAGGCUCUGUGGUUUAACCUACAGCGCCACCCGCAUCCCACAAAUUCUACCUUAGGGCCACACAAUCUGUGUGCCCAAACACUGGAGCUGUAAACAUUUAUUCACAGGUGAUAUUCAACAGGUGUGCAGUCUGUGUAUACAACAGUUAGAGCUGUAAUUGUACAUGCUUUUUCGCACAACGUACAUGCGUGUGUGGAGACAGCUGGCACCUGUGUUCAGUGUAACAUGUGAGCAUGCCUUCUAUGUGACUUGAGUCGCUUUGAUGCUGCUAACCUGCAUUUCUGCCCCUUCGUUAUACAAGUAGCAGACUCAGGACCACGAGGGAUGCAGUGGCAAGAGGUUCGCUUUCUGUCUCUGCCUGAGUCCCUGCCCAAAAAAGAAAAUGCAACUCCCAACUUGCUGUUUGCAUUUCAGGGAGCAGGGAGAAUAAAUAAGACGCGAUAAGCUUGCAGUCUUCAAAUAUUUGAAUGGGUGUUGCAUGAAGAGAUUUUUCUUUUGGGUGCUCUGCUGAGUUUUGGUUCAACAGAUUUGAAUUAAAAAGAAGGGAAGAGAAUUUCCUGAUGGUGCACCUGUUUUAACAGUGAAGCACUCUGGCUUUGAACUCCUUUGUUAAAAUCUACCUCUCCAUGCACUGCCCUGUAAGUUUAUUGUGGCAAAAUGUUUUGUGAAUUAGGAACAUAGGAAGUCGGAGCAUUUCUCCAUCUAGCUCGGUAUUGCCUCCACUAAUCUAUAUUAUUAUUAUUAUUAUUAACAUUUUAUCAUCACUAUUUUAUUAUUGUACAUACAUGUAAAUUUUUCAUCUAUUGUGGGAGCCUUUUUUUCAGCUGCACCAUGUGGUCCAUGUUAUUGCUGCCUCUGACAAUGGAAGCAGAGCAGAGCCAUCACAACUAGUAGACACUGAUAGUCUUAUUUGUUGUCUAUGAAUUUGUCCAACCCUCUUUUAAAGCCAUCCAAGUUGGUGGCCAUCACUGCUUCUUGUGGGAAGGAGUCCUGCAGUUUAACUGUGUGAAGAAGUCCUUUCUUUUAUCUGCCUGGAAUCUUCAUUGGAAGUCUGCAAGGUCUAGUGUUAGAAGAGAGGGAGGAAAAACUCGUCUCUGUCCACCCACUCCAUGCCAGGCCUAAUUUUAUACACUUCUGGCGUAUUGCCUCUUACUUGCCUCUUAUGUACUGAGUUGAAUAGGAUCCAAAAUGCAGCAGUCUGAUUGGUCCUAGAACAAUAGGAUUCAGAAUGCAGCAGUCUGAUUGGUCUAGAACAAUAGAAUCCAGAAUGCAGCAGUCUGAUUGGUCCACAGGAGCCACCCAAUCCAACUCCAGGUGGAAGUGAAUCCGCAACCUGACUGGCCUACAGGAGAAUCCCAGAAUUAGCCAAUCACGUGGGGCCCAUUGUGUAAAUAAUGUAUAUAAAGCAGUCACCAACAAAGAAGAUGCCAAGGAGAGGGCGAUAUUCUUCAGCAUCUGUGGAGAGGAAACGUUCAAAAUCACCCGGGCCAGAAGACAUCGCUACUGUUCCUUACAGAACAAUUAUGGAACGGCUGAAGGGGCACUUCUCGCCGCAGCCCUCGGUGGUGGCUCGUCAAAAUGCCUUCUACGCAAAGCGGAAAGCCACUGGGGAAACCAUAACACCACCUUUUCUCCUAACUAAAAGACCUGGGCUCAGCAACCUUUCCUCUGAAAUCCAUAGUGGGUAGAACAUGGUACAAACUUCAGUCGGCAGCCUACCCCUCUGGGAGUCAGGAGAUCUCUCUGUGCGCCUGUGUGGUGCUGAACGAAGAGACGUUUAUCUUCUGUAUAACUUAAUUACUGGCUGAUAGUCAGAUGAAGCUUCUAGAGUGAGGUGGUGGUUGGAGAACGAGCCCCAUGUUCUCAUUUCAGAGAGGAAGAAGGAGUUGCAAUGUAAUCAGCAGGAAGGAGAAAGCCUUCGUUAUAUGGAAUAGAUGGGGGGGCAAUUGGGGGCCACAUGCCAGCAGUGAGUGGGGCCAGAGGCAAAUGUGGGUGGAGCAUUGAAGGUGCAAUUCACCUUUGUACAGUAGGUUAGUUCAGGCAUCCCCAACCUUCGGCCCUCCAGAUGUUUUGGACUACAAUUCCCAUCAUCCCUGACCACUGGUCCUGUUAGCUAGGGGUCAUGGGAGUUGUAGGCCAAAACAUCUGGAGGGACGCUGGUUGGUGAUGCCUGGGCUAGUUUCUCCCCACAAACACAUUCACCUAUCCUCCAUCCGGGUAAACAUUAUCAGAGUUCAAGGACAUAUCCCAGCCAGGCAAAAACACUCAAGGAGGGUGCAAAGCAAGGUCAAGGAAGGGGUGUGGCCUGAGGAGCAGGGGCGUGGCCUGAGGAGAGUCCUAAGGGCCAGAUAGAGAGGUCUGGAGGGCCGCAUUCAGGCUUGAGGUUCCGCACUGUGGCUACAGCACUCAGCUGGAAAAAGAACCCUAAGGAAGUAUUUUAGGGUGUGCUCUUUUGCUUCUGGGAAGAGUUUGGAAGAAGAAGAGUUUGGAUUUGAUAUCCCACUUUAUCACUACCUGAAGGAGUCUCAAAGCAGCUAACAUUCUCCUUUCCCUUCCUCCCCCACAACAAACACUCUGUGAGGUGAGUGGGGCUAAGAGACUUCAGAGAAGUGUGACUAGCCCAAGGUCACCCAGCAGCUGCAUGUGGAGGAGCGGGGAAGCGAACCCGGUUCCCCAGAUUACGAGUCCACCGCUCUUAUCCACUACACCACACUGGUUCUGGGGACCUGUCCCUCUUGUAAGAAAAGCAUGGUCUGGAUCUAUGCCUUCAACCAGCUCUCCCUGGAAUGUCCAACCCUUAGAGCAGUGGAGGGCAGUGCCUGCAAAACCCCUUGGCUAGGCAAUGGUACCUGCAGGCUUAGGAGUUCAGCUGUUCCCAAACCGCAGAUAAGGAAACGAGUGGCCCACGCCCUGGAUGUGUGAUAAAAAGGCGAAAGGGAAAAUGGAAAGUUCUCACUGGCCAUGAUUCAUUAUGGGCGCAGCAAUGACCUCACUCGAGCUCAGCAUCUUUAUGGUCAAAAGGUGACAGAGAUGUUGUAACCUGCAUCUUUUUUAAAAACAACAACAACUUUACAAGUUAAACAGGAACUGAAGAAGUGCAAAAGUGAGUGCGCAGAGGGGCAGCUCUCUAUCGCUGGAGCAAAACCAGCUAUGGUGAUGGCAGAAGGGAGUGGCGACCUGACAAAAGGCUGCAGUCAGAUGCUGUUCCAGGAGCAGAAGUGGGUGGAAGGAACUGAUCACUUAGAAACAGGAAAGCAAAUCCCCAGUGGCAGUGUUUUUUAAAAAUUCGUUGGCGCUCUAUUGUUUAAACCUGCAGCAAGGCUGUAAAUCAAGCAGUUGCUCUGAUGAAUGGUUGCAUGUUUGGUUCCAGCCUUAAUAAUAGGGUACAUACACCUGUUGGUAAGUAUUUAUUAAAAGAAGAAGGAGAAAUCCAAAAUGUCUCCAUGGCACAAGUCUCUCCAGAAGGGUGCAACCACAUGAUUGAGGUUUUAUAAGCAUGAGCUGAGGAGUGUCUUGAAAUAUCAAAAUCCCUCUGAUGCAAGAGGAACGCCCCUCCCCAAACUGCUGUUGUACUAAGGUGCUAUGGAACAACCUGAGGAUCUCUGCUUUUCCUAAGUUUCUAGUCCUUGUGACUUGCAGAGAAAAACCUGGAGAUGUGAAGGGCAUGUAUGGUGGUGGAAUGAUUGGUAGACACAGGUUGAAGUUAGGAACUAUGGCUCUAGUGCCCUGGGCUGCCCCAUGCUUUAGGAACUUAGGAACUCCAUGCCCCAUGCUUUAGUAAAACUGCCUUAUGUGGGGUCAGUCGGACCUACCUCAGUGUUACCUGCACUGAUUGCCAGUAGCUGACUGGGAAAGACUCCGGUCUGAAAUCCUGGAGAGCUGCUGCCAGUCCGUGUAGGCAGUAGUGAGCUUGAUGGACUCGGUGACCUGACUUUAAUAAGGCAACUUCCUGUGUCAAGGUUUGGACCCAUGGUCCUACAACAUCUGGAGAGCUACAGGUUCCUGCCUCUUCUUUUUUGGGCAUUUGCGUUGGAGAAGAGAGCCUUAGAGAUCCUCCGGGGUCUCUAUGAUCCAUGGGUUGGCAAACUAAGGCCCAGGGGCCACAUCCAGCUAAUUGCCUUCUGGAUCCGGCCCACAGACGGUCCGGGAAUCGCCGCGUUGAUCGGCGUGGGGAUUCUAAUUAUUUGGGCUGCACCAUCCCCCACCCCACCCCCACACCAUGGUGUCUCUUCCCUCCUUCCUCCUGGCUUCUCCCUGCCCUGCCUAGAGGAGGAAGGGGGCUGGGCUUUGUUGAGCCACGGUUGACUGAGUGCCAUUUUAAGCAGCCCCUCUCCGGAGCCACCCCUUUUGCGCCACUCAUCGUCCCUCCGCCACCGCCAGCCCCUGCCACUCGCAAGGCACAGGUAAGCAGCCACCAGGCUCGUCCGGUGCUGUGGAGAAGGGAGGGGAGAGUAAAUCCCCCCAUAUAGUUCGGCCCCCCCACAAGGUCUGAGGGACAGUGGACUGGCCCCCUGUGGAAAAAGUUUGCUGACCCCUGCCAUAAUCCAUUAGUUGAGAGCUGGACGAGUCCUGCCAUCGCCGCAGCAGUGCAGGUGCAAGCACAUAGGAGAAGAGGGCAGCCUCCAAAGCAACAUGUGCUGCAAUGGUGUCAGAAGUGGAGAAGGCUUUUUGUCCCGUGGGUUAAGAAGGGGCGAAGCUGCCCAGGAAGGAGAGAGCCCAAAUACAAAUUUUGGUCUGCAAGGGCUUCUCCUCCUGUUUCAACCUAUUAUUUGAGCAACGGCCCUGUAUAAUUAACAGUAAUUUCAUUACCUAAUGGUUAAUUAGGUAAUGGCUGGGCUGGCAGUUAACGUGAACAUAGAUUUAUAGGCAUCAUCAGAGAGGUGUGCUGAAAUGUCAGGAUCCUCACAAACGGUCUGAUUGGAAGUGCUUUUGGCAUCCCUAACAAGCCACUCUGCUGAAUAUAAACAAGAUCUUUAAAUUUGGGUUUCAUAAGGCGUCUAUUUGGACACAGCUGGGAGUGCCUGCAGAUUUGGAAGCUCUGCUAGCCGGGCUUUCUAUUAGAUUAGAGGGGGCGGGGGAAAUUGGAAAGAUGGAGAAUGGGAUGUCUGUGGCUUUCCCUAGUUGCCUGACCCCAAGUCGGGAAGACGGCACGAAGGAAAAAUUGACGGGCCCCCUUCAGCCAUCCUUUUUAUUAUGCAUUUGUGAACAUCUGUGCUCAUGCUGGUAUCAGAGCAGUUAUACAUGAUACUACUCCUACUUUCAAUAUUUGUGUGGCUUUAAAAGAGGCUGGGAUACAUUCACAAAGGAGAAAACGAUCAAUGGCUACUAGCAAUAGCGGCUCUGCUCUGCUGCCGUGAUUGGAGGCUGUGAUGCUUAUGGAUCCAAUUUCUGGAAACCACAGAAGGGGAGAGAGUUGCUCUUGUGCUCGAAUCCUGCUUAACGGUUUCCCAUCUGGUUGGCCACUGUGGGAACAGGAUGCUGGAUUAGUCCCCCGCCCCCAUUCUGGCUCACUUUACAUUCUUAUGGCUAUGUGCUUUGGAGUUUUAUUUCAGUCUACAACCAUGAGGGCUAGGAACUUAUUUUAAAAAUUCAAGUAUACAGUGGUACCCCGGGUUACAUACGCUUCAGGUUACAUAAGCUUCAGGUUAAAGACUCUGCUAACCCAGAAAUAUUACCUCGGGUUAAGAACUUUGCUUCAGGAUGAGAACAGAACAUUAGCUAAAGUGGUGCUUCAGGUUAAGAACAGUUUCAGGUUAAGAACGGACCUCCGGAACGAAUUAAGUACUUAACCCGAGGUACCACUGUACAUCGUACCCUCCCUCUGCCUCUGGCUUCUUCUAAUUCUUAGGUAGGCACCAUAUUCUGUACUCUGUGACCCAGCAGUACUGAUGGAGACAUCCAGGUCCUCUGAUUCCUUGCACAAUUCAGAUGCCUUUAGCGGGUAAGACUUGCUAAUCUGACUUGUUGCUGGCAUCCAUCUGUCUCAAGAGACUAUGGAGUGCACUUCUGGAGGUGAAGUCAAAUCACUAUGUUAGCAGCACCGAAGUGACCUGUCCAGAGUGCAAGUCUAGAUAGUGUGCCUGGAGGUCCUGGUCUGCCCAGAUGGAAAACACCCCCUCUUGGUCUCGCUGAUGUGGUCCAAAGGAAAGCAGAGGAAGAUGUUUGGCACCAACUUGGCUGCAGGAGUUGCUGGAAGGAGAUGUACAAGGAGCCAUCCAACCGCCUUAGGGACUCCACUCCAGAUUUGUGUAGGGUUUACUCCUUAGCCUUUUCUUCUCCCAAAGAUAUCCCACAAAGCAGCAGAGGUUUAGGAUCAGCGUUUUCCUUCUCUUAGAUGCGCUACCUUCCCAGGUUAUAAUAAUAAUAAUUUAUUAUUCAUACCCCGUCCAUCUGGCUGGGUUUCCCCAGCCACUCUGGGCGGCUUCCAACAAAGAUUCAGAAUACAUUAAAAUGUCACACAUUAAAAACUUCCCUGAACAGGGCUGCCUUCAGAUGUCUUCUAAAUGUCAAGUACGGUAGUUGUUUGAUCUCUUUGACAUCUGAUGGGAGGGCGUUCCACAGGGCUUCCUGCUUCCCUGUAACUUUGCUUCUCGCAGUGAGGGAACCGCCAGAAGGCCUUCGGCGCUGGACCUCAGCGUCCAGGCAGAACGAUGGGGGUGGAGACGCUCCUUCACGUUGACAAGCCCCAUCUGCCCCUCACUUCCCUCUGCAGCAGGUAUUGAAAUUGCCUUGAUGACCUGCUCAACCUGCUAGAGCCUGUGUUUGCAGGCAGAGGAAGUCCCUAACUCGCUGACGGUUUGAGACCCAUUGGCUACCCUCUCCUGAUUUAGCCUCCCAGACAAAGCUAAUUCCCAGGGUGUGGCUGCUGUCUCACGCUGGCAGCUUCUAGGAGCCACAGGUGAGUGCAGGGUGGGGGACCAAAGGUGGAAAACCUAUCCCAGAAGGCGCAUGAUGUGUCUCCCACCAGAGGUGCUACAAAACUUGACUGAAUGCUCCUUAAAUGUGAGGAUGGCCACUGAGGAAACGGUUUGGCUAAUUUGCAUGUUUGUAGGCGGGUCUCUCUGGAGGCCUGUUUCCUCGACAGCCACCGCAAACAGCUUUGAUAUGAGCUUUGUCACGUCAUCCUCCGGAUGAAGAGCAGAUGGUUUGGAAAAUGAGCAGGAUGGAGCUUGUGCAAAAAAAGGUGCCAUGUUCUUUCUGAUGGUGGCAAAAAGCAGUCCCCCCUCCCCCGCCAGCAAUCCCUGGCUCUCUCACUUGUUAGCACUGCUAUUUAUUAAUGGAUUCAAUUUAUAUGGGCUACCCUUCUUCUCAAGAAGCUGAAGGCAUUUCUCUCUCUCUCUCUCUCUCUCUCUCUCUCUCUCUCUCUUGCAUCCGCACAGCCCCCAAGAUUGCAUUUAGCUCUGAUUCCUGCGUUGCAGGAGCGGGUGGCACUGUGGUCUAAACCACUGAGCCUCUUGGGCUUGUCAAUUGGAAGGUCUGCAGUUCGAAUCCCUGCAACGGGGAGAGCUCCUGUUUGGUGUAGUGGUUAAGAGCGGUAGUUAAGAGCCAGUGUGUUAAGAGCCAGUGUGGUGUAGUGGUUAAGAGCGGUAGUCUCCUAAUCUGGGGAACCGGGUUCGCGUCUCCGCUCCUCCACAUGCAGCUGCUGGGUGACCUUGGGCCAGUCACACUUCUUUGAAGUCUCUCAGCCCCACUCACCUCACAGAGUGUUUGUUGUGGGGGAGGAAGGGAAAGGAGAAUGUGAGCCGCUUUGAGACUCCUGAAGGGGAGUGAAAGGCGGGAUAUCAAAUCCAAACUCUUCUUCUUCUUCUUCUCUGUCCCAGCUCCUGCCAACCUAGCAGUUCAAAAGCACGCCAGUGCAAGCAGAUAAAUAGGUACUGCUUCAGCGGGAAGGUAAAUGGAGUUUCCGUGAGCUCUGGUUUCCGUCACGGUUUAGUCAUGCUGGCCACAAGACCCGGAAAGCUGACUGGACUAAUGCCGGCUCCCUUGGCCUGAAAGUGAGAUGAGCGCCACAACCCCAUAGUUGUCUUUGACUGGACUUAACCAUCCAGGGGUCCUUUACCUUUUUGUUUACCUGGGCUAGAACGCCCCUGGACUCUCUUCCAACUCUGCAAUUCCAUAAGAUUGGGCUAAGAGUCAGUGAAAGGCUACUGUUCUGAAAACCAGCAGAAGGCAGUAUUCUCUCCAUUUUGCAAACAGAAGCCUUGAGGGUUUUUUUGUCCACUGGCGGGGAGUUCCUUUCCAAAUGGACACACCAAUCCCUUACUGGGGGGAAACUCAACCUCUUAGGAAAUCACCAUUCCGAGUUCUGGUUUGUAGCUUUAAGUGCCUGAAGUUUAUAUGAUGCUUUAAAAAACAACAGCAAAGAGAAAAAAUGUAAAUGCAAAGUAAACUAAACUUCCAGAUGUUUAAAGAUUUAUGGGUCCCUUAGUUUCCAUGGCAAUAAUGAUGUCAGGCAGUGAGAAUGUCAAAAGUCAGUAGCAGGCGGGGGGGGGGGACGUAGAAAGCUAAAUAAAAGGGAGGAGGGGGUCCCUUUUUGUAAGAAUAAGAAAAGCUACCCCCAAAUUAGCUUUGAGUUUAAAAUAGCAAAGCUGCAUAAAGGUCAUGGGUUGGAAUUUGCAGCAUCUGCGAUGGAAUGAGAGUACAUAUACGUGGGAACCCAAUGAUCAAAUGAUACCAUGAGUGAUUUGGAGCAGGGAUUUGUAUUUUCUGGAGCAUUCGAAGUUUCAUUCCCCACCCCCUCUCUUUUAAGUUCACUGUUUAUUUUUAAGAUUUGUUGCAUAAUACGUAAGAUUGGAUUCGAACAAUUUGAUUAUGGAGACAGCGACAAAGGCAGCAAAACCGUAAUGUGAUGAUUUGCAUCAGAGAAGUGAAAGGAGCCAUACCUGAGGGUCACAGCUAGGCAUAAAGACCACUUUGGGAAGCUGUAGGAAACAUUUGAUCAAGGAUCAUAGAAUCAUAGAAUUGUAGGGACUGUGAGGAUCAUCUAGCCCAACCCCACGUAAUGCAGGAAUCUUUUCCCCAACUUGGGCUCAAACCCACGACCCUGCAAUUAAGAGUCUUAUGUUCUACCAACUGAGGAGGUCUGGGUAAUAGGUUCACCCAGAAGUAGUAGUAGUAGUUGUUUUUUGUAGUUUGGGGUGUUAAAAUGCCCCCCAGCUAUAUACUGCUAAAGGGAAUCCCAUGUGCCAAUUUGCCAUAUUUGUUUUCAUCCCUGACAACGCUGGGUCAGUGUUUCCAGGGUAAAAGACCUGUCUCUGGUCUACCAUAGUUUGAGUAUCUAUGUUUGGCCCCAGGGACGCAGGUGGCGCUGUGGGUUAAACCACUGAGCUUGCUGAUCAGAAGGUCAGCGUUUCAAAUCCCCGCGACGGGGUGAGCUCCCGUUGCUCGGUCCCAGCUCCUGCCCACCUAGCAGUUCGAAAGCACGAAGUGCAAGUAGAUAAAUAGGUACCGCUCCGGCGGGAAGGUAAAUGGUGUUUCCGUGCGCUGCUCUGGUUCGCCAGAAAGCAGCUUAGUCAUGACCUGGAAGCUGUACGCCGGCUCCCUCGGCCAAUAAAGUGAGAUGAGCACCGCAACCCCAGAGUCGUCCACGACUGGACCUAAUGAUCAGGGGUCCCUUUACCUUUAGCUUUAUGUUUGGCCCCACAGGUUUAAAUAGCAGUUUGGAAAUGGAUGGCAAGGUGGGGUGGGGGUGGGAUAAUUUGAUCAGGAAAGUGCUUGCGCCGUGGUUCCCCUGAAUCGGGCCCUCUUCUUUUAGAAGGUAGCCUAGUGGCUAGAGUGGAGUGGAGAAUCCUUUUCAGCUGGAAAGCCACAUUCCUCCUGGGGCAAUUUUUGGGGAAGUGCUGGGCAGGGCCAAAGACAAAAGUGGGGAAAGGAUCACAGUCUUCCUACCCUAUGCCAGAGUGGCACACUGGAUUGCACCUGAUGCCGCCAUGCUUGUCCACCGGCUCUUUUCAGAAGCAUACCAAAGCUCCCUUGGGCCCUUUACUCGCACCCCUUGCCCUAUUCUGGCCCUCGCCAGAGGAGCUGAGCCAGCUGAGUGGAGAUGUGCAGUUUUUGCGACCCUCUUAGUCCUGCCCCCUUGAUGGGGGUCAACCUCACCAACCCCCAGGUAUUCCCCAGUUUGUUUAACAGUGGUACCUCGGGUUAAGAACUUAAUUGGUUCCGAAGAUCCGUUCUUAACCUGAAACUGUUCUUAACCUGAGGUACCACUUUAGCUAAUGGGGCCUCCAGCUGCCUCCAGCUGCCGUCGUCGUGCGGUUUCUGGUCUCAUCCAGAAGCAAAGUUCUUAACCGGAGGUACUAUUUCUGGUUACAGGUAGGUAGCCGUGUUGGUCUGCCAUAGUCAAAACAAAAUAAAAAAUAAAUUCCUUCCAGUAGCAGCUUUGAGACCAACUAAGUUUGUUAUUGGUAUGAGCUUUCGUGUGCACACGGGUGGCACUCUGGGUUAAACCACAGAGCCUAGGACUUGCCGAUCAGAAGGUCGGCGGUUCGAAUCCCCGCGACGGGGUGAGCUCCCGUUGCUCAGUUCUUGCUCCUGCCAACCUAGCAAUUCGAAAGCAUGUCAAAGUGUAAGUAGAUAAAUAGGUACUGCUCCGGCAGGAAGGUAAACGGUGUUUCCGUGCACUGCUCUGGUUCGCCAGAAGUGGCUUAGUCAUGCUGGCCACAUGACCCGGAAGCUGUACGCCGGCUCCCUCGGCCAAUAAAGCGAGAUGAGCGCCGCAACCCCAGAGUCAGUCACAACUGGACCUAAUGGUCAGAGGUCCCUUUACCUUUACCUUUAAGGUGCUACUGGAAGGAAUUGUUUUAUUUAUUUUGUUUCAGGGUUAAUGGAGUCUGUAACCUGAAGCGUCUGUAACCUGAAGCAUCUGUAACCCGAGGUACCACUGUAUUUUUAUUCUUUUUUCAAAAAAAAUCAUUGUGCAUUAUGUGCUUUGAUGUUUUUCACCACUCUGGGAUUUGUUUAAGCAAAGAGCAGGUGAUAAGUGCCCAAAACAAAAUGUUGGUUUUGCCUGGGUUGUACAGGGAGUGGCGGUGAGAUUGAGGCUUCUUGACAUCGUCAGUAGAGCAGAGCAACAUUAUUUCAUGAGUCAGCGUUAAUAAUCCUAACAAGCACCAGUUGUCAGCUGGCGUUCAAGAGUGAGUUUCCCUUCGGGUUUUGUUUUGUUUGCAGUUCGUGGAAAGGAAGUUGCUGAGUCAGAAGCAGAUUCGAGCUUCUGCUUUCUUUCCAGAGACCUGGGACCUUCUCUGCUCCUGCAGGAAGGCAUUAGUCCAGGGCAGGGGUCUUUUUCCCCCAGCCCGAGGGUCAAAUUCUGUUUUGGAGAACUGUCCAAGGACCUUGCACCUGUGGUGGGCAGGGCCACAGGCAAAAGUGGAUGGAACCACAAAUGUAAAUGUUAUUUUAGUACAGUAGCCUAGUUUCUUCGCUCUCCUCCACCCUCCAUGCGGCCAAGGACACAUUCCAGUCAGGCAAAAACACUUGACAAGAGAGCAAAGGACUCUUGAGGGGUGUGGCCUGUGGGGAGGGGUGUGGCCUGGGAAGAGUCUUGAGGGCCAGAUAGAGAAGCUUGCAGGGCCACAUUUAGCUCCUGGGACUGAGGUUCCACACCCCUGUACUAAGUUGUGCUAUGAUUGUGCCUCCUGCUUUGGCAGGGGUGUUAGACUAGAUCAGUGCCUCCCAAACUGUUUUGGACUACAAUUCCCAUCAUCCUUGACCAGUGGUCCUGCUAGCUAGGGAUGAUGGGAGUUGUAGUCCAGCAACAGCCGGAGAGACCCAAGUUUGAGGAACACUGGAGCAGAUGAUCCUUUGGGUCCCUUCCAACUCUACAAUUCUAUGGUCCUACAAUUGGUCCUACAAUUCUAUGGUCCUUCCAACUCUACAAUUCUAUGUCAGGGGGAGCAAUGGAGGGUUAGGCACUAACCAGAGUCUCUAUAGGUAUGUGGCUUUUCUGGGCGCUGAUUAUCACCAGGCACUCCCAUCGACAUUGGCAGAAGUCGAACUCGUAUCAGUUACAGGCUGGAACUUGGCAAAUACCUGCCAGUGUUCAGCAAGCUGUUAUCAGCUGGGGGUUAUCAGCUGAUCAGGUUAUUAGCUGGGAGAGGGCAGGGUUUUGUUUUGUUGCGCACACAACCCAAGAAAGAAGUGUCAGUGGAAUGGAGGGUGUGUGUGUGUGCGCGCGCACAAGAAUGCAACAGAAACUCCAGAACUGAGAGCAAAAGUUGGGUCCAUCUAGCUGAAUGACAUGAGGGUGCUGUGGUUUGAAAUGGAGGGCUUUUAUGUUCAGCUCUGUUAGCUGACCAAGGAGCUCAGCUGGAUGAUGUAAGUGGUCCCUUUUCAUUUCCAAAGAUUCUAUUGUCAUAUAUUGUACUAGGAGCUGCCCCCUCUGCUCACUAACCUCUUUGGCUACUCCCUUCCCUCACACUAGCCAAUCCUCCCUCUCUUUAUACCUUUCCUACCCCCUUGACUAUUCCCCCACAGCUCACCCCAACCCAGUAGGCAGCCACACAAACUGCAGUGUGAUGACACCCUUACGUUUCUAUGUAUAUAAGAAGAUACCAGUACUAGUCCUACUCAAAAUAUGAAUGGAAGUUGCUAAGUUAGGUCCACUUAUUUAGAUGGGUGUGCUCCGAGUAGGGCUAGCAUUGGAUACAAGCCUAAUGCUUUUUAAUUUAUUCUUUAAGUAGUAGUAGUUUAUUAAUGCUUGGGCCAUAGGCCAUUCACAUAUAAGGUAGAUGGGUACAGUACAAAAACCAGUAGUAUAAAAUACUGCAUAAUUUUUUAUUUUAUUUUUUAGUAAGUGAAGCUUUAUUCUGUUUCUCCUGCUCUAAAACGAUUUCCUUUUUUGUUCUUAAUCUGGUUUAUUGCCUAGAUUUGGUUUUAAUGUGUUUUUUUCCCUUCACACCUUGGACGUCCUUGCCAAGAGCGAAGAAGAGGCAUUUUUGAAUAUAUUUUAAAAUAAACUAUAGUAAAUAUAUAUAAAUAUAAGUUUCCUUUCCUCUGAGUGUAGAGGCGUAUGUGAUCCAAAUCUUCAUAGUCUCUCUCUCAUAUCUAUUUAUCUAAUCAGCUUUGGGGGAUAUGAUUAUUUCAUGGUUUAUAUUGCUGCUGGUUUUCCCGUCCUGUUUAAAAUAAGGUUUCGUAUGAGUGCUGUUGUGGCCUGUGAAAUGUUUUCCGACCCCUUUUUCCAUUUUGAAGAGUUCUUGUUUUGUUAUAAUGAGAUGUUUUAAUUUUUAAGGUGCAUUUAUGCAUGCAAGCUGCGUUUCGGAGGUCUUUGCCCUGAAAUAUAUAUAGAUCCCCAACUACUUGUGUUAUGUACAGAAGUUCUCACCCUGGGCCAGCAGGGGGAUACUGUAGAUAGUUUUCACUCAGGUCCACAUAUGCAAAUAAAGGAUUGAAAGUGACGUUCAGUGAUUGGAUAGUUACAGAAAAUGGUUACUGUUGUGUUCUAGUGGAGCUCUAUAUAAGCAGGCUGGCUGAACCCUUCAGUUCAGUUCUGUUCUGGCCUGUGAAUAAACCCACUACUUAACAACUUCCACGCCCCCUUUCAGGUCAAAGACCCCCUAAACACAAUCACAUAUACAGUCACUUUAAAGUGGCUAGUUGCCCAGGUAUUUAAAGGAAACCUCCUUUCCAUUGGGAAUGGUAGGACGGAAGGCAGGGAGCCCGCCAGCAGGGGGAGCCAGAGCCUCUGGCAGGCAGAGCCACCUGAUUCUAGCUGAGUGCCCAUCUUCCUCCGCCUCCCUGCUGAGUUCUACAGUGGGUAAGAUACUGAGACUGUGAGGAGGAGCAAGCUGACAGGCAGGGGCAUCCCUAGACAGGUUGUGAGUAAGAAGGCAGGCCAGUGGAGGCUGCCUGAGGGCAGUCUGAGCUUGGUGGGGCAGUGCCCCCGCCCACCUGCCCAAACGGCCUGCCUCUACUGCUCCAUUCAUGCCAACGGAGGCUUCCAUUUCAACGCAAAGAACUCCGUUGGAUAUUCCAGGAGAAAAUGGUCCUUCCUGGUCUUGUUUUGCAUGGCAGCCAAAUCCUAAGGGAGAUGUUUGAGCAUCUCCUGACAGGUUAAUUUGUAUUUCUUUUGCAAUGCAAAGCAGUUGUGAGACUUCCAGUUUGAUCAGAGGAAGAGCCUUAACCCUUACUUCUGCUCUUCUCUGCCUCAAGAUUGCACACAUAGCUUUUCGGGGAAACACAGUAGUGGUGACCUGUAAUAUGAUCUCAUCCCCCCCCCUUCUUUUUUCACCAGGAAGGAUUUCUUAAAACUGGAAUACGGGACUUGUGGUGCAGGUGUUUCUGGGGGUGGGGAAGAAAAUAAAUCCAAUCUGAAUGUAAAGGCAAAUCAACCGCAUUUGUGCUUUCUGAAACAGUGGUACGCAAACUGAAACACAGCCACGCUUCAGAAUAUAUACUGUGAAUUGCAGUUUCUCCAGCCCAGGCUACAUGCACUAUGGGAAGAUGUGCUCAAAGUGCGUAGUCUGAUUAAAAAGUGUGCUAUAUUUUUGGAAAUCGGUUUGCCAAAAAAUAUCAGGCAAAAUUGCGUACAAAAAUCAGCCGCAAACUGCUGGUGAACUUUCAUGAAUAAUAAUAAGAAUAAUAAUAGUAUUAGUAAUAAUAAUAAAUAAAUAAAUAGCCUCAUGUGGAAAACUGAACUUAAAAUGGGGGUGGAAAUGAGAAAGGGAGGAAAAUUGAAAUUGGCAUAUUUGCCCAUCCCUAGUGAAGGGUGCUAGUGAAGGGUGGAGUUUACAAGUAUGUAAGGGUUAAAAAUAAAUUAAUGGAGUGUCUGUCUGUCUCUUCUCUCCAUAGUCACUUCAGAUCAAAUUGAGAAUCUGCAUCGGCGAUUCAAGCAGCUAAGUGGGGAUCAACCAACUAUUCGGUACAGUAUUGCCUAUUCUUAGCCCUAUAUCAUGAUGGAUUUGUUCAGUGCUUUUCUUCUAAAAAGAUGUUUACGGGUAUUCUCAUUUUGACUCAAGAAAAUCAACAUUUUGUAGUUCAAAUCGGGGGAAAUAAAUACAGUAAAUGGACAAAAGAUUCACAAAAUGUUUAAGGGUAUGCAUGCCCUUGCGUACCCCCAGAAAAAAGCACUGGAUUUAUUCUCUAAGUGUGGAUACUUAAUGAAGCCCAACGCUAGGAGGGUUCACAUGUCACAUGACGUAGGGCUGCCAGAUGUCGGGAAUUUCCUGGACAUAGGUGGGUAAACAGUGUCUGGGUGGAAAUCCCUUGAAUGUCCUGGAAAAUUUGUUUUUUUACGAAUUUCCUUUAAAAUAGCUCCAAACCUCCCUCUCUCUCUCUCUCUCUCUCUCUCUCUCACUCCCUCUCAAGAUUUUUUUUUGGGGGGGGCUCAACUUUUGUCUCCGGAUUUUCACUUUUUGAAAUACAGCAACCCUACAUUAAGCAAUUGUACAACCUCUGUGCCUGUGUACAGAAGUAGUUGAGCUGUACGCACGUACGUUAUUCCUAUGGGACUUUCAACAAAGUAUACAAUCCUGUAGCAGAGACAUCACCUUGCCAACAAAGGUCUGUAUAGUUAAAGCUAUGGUCUUCCCAGUAGUGAUGUAUGGAAGUGAGAGCUGGACCAUAAAGAAGGCUGAUUGCCGAAGAAUUGAUGCUUUUGAAUUAUGGUGCUGGAGGAGACUCUUGAGAGUCCCAUGGACUGCAAGAAGAUCAAACCUAUCCAUUCAUAAGGAAAUCAGCCCUAAGUGCUCACUGGAAGGACAGAUCCUGAAGCUGAGACUCCAAUACUCUGGCCACCUCAUGAGAAGAGAAGACUCCCUGGAAAAGACCCUGAUGUUGGGAAAGAUGGAGGGCACAAGGAGAAGGGGACGGCAGAGGACGAGAUGGUUGGACAGUGUUCUCGAAGCUAUGAACAUGAGUUUGACCAAACUGCGGGAGGCAGUGGAAGAUAGGAGUGCCUGGUGAGCUCUGGUCCAUGGGGUCACGAAGAGUCAGACACAACUAAACAACAACAAAUAACAAUCCUGUGUGCCUGCAUACAUGAUACUUGAGCUGUACAGACAGACAAGCAUUCACUAUUUCACACAAACACUUGUACAUGCAUGUGUACAGACAGCUUAUACCUGUGUUCAGGGUAAUAAUGCAUGAACAAGCCUAGACUCAUCCAUGCAUGAGACAGAGGCAUCCAAAGUCUUGAGGGUGAGGGAGAGAACCCGAGUGUUGAAGUAGUACAAAAAGGUUUAAGGAGGGGAUAAAACCUCAUGAGUGAACUUGUACACUGCUUGGAGAAUUGUUUUGAUCAUGCAGUUUACAAAUUGUGUUGUUUGGGGGGGAUAAUCCACACCCUUUUCUAUCAUUCCAGUGAGGACUGGGGGUGCUCAGUAGGCAUGCAAUGCUGCCUAGGUGUGUUUUUGGUGGGGAGGGGGGGUGGAAAGAAAAACGGAGCGAGGUGCAAUGGGAUGGAGUAUCCCGAAAGAUGGCAUAGCUGGCGAACUGAAACCCUGGAGCAGUGGUUCCCUAACUAACUGCCCCCCCCCAUUGGACCACUUGAAAAUUGCUGACGGUCUUGGUAGACCACUCCAUGAUUAAAUCCCCCCCCCCCUUUUGGUGCAAUUGUAAUGCACUGUGUUACUUAUUUCAUUUUAUCGUAUUGCGAUUUGAAUUCUGUGCCGUUUGGACUGCAAUACAACACAAUGCAAUAGAUAAUAAAAGAUGCAAUAGAAAUACUAUUAAAAACCAAUAUGAAUGAUGAAUGCAAUGGAUGUGCCAUCUCCUUGUCUUCAGCCACAAAUCCAAAGGCUCACCACGGAACAGCUGAAUGAAGUUUUUUCACCGCUGGUGGUCUGCGGACCACAGUUUGGGAAAGACCUCGCUGGAGCACUCCAUGCUGCAACAUGUUGAUACUUUUAACAGGGAAUGUGCUGCAUUCUUAGGAAGAUACCGUCCACUCUGGCUGGCAGCAGCUCCCUAAGAUUAGGGGCAGGUAUCUUUCCCAGGCCUGGAGAUGCUGGGGAUUAGAAUAAUAGAGUGAUGGCAUUUUAGAGUUGGAAGGGACCACAACGGUCAUCUAGUCCAACCCCCUACAAUGCAGGAAUCUUUUGUCCAACGUGGGGCUCGAACCCAUGGCCCUGAGUUGGAGAGUCUCAUGCUCUACCGGCUGAUCCAUGUGAUUGAACUGAACAGCAUUUUGCAUCCUCUAUCUCUGAGUAAUGGCCCAUUCCCAAUGCACCAGGAACAGGUGAUUAGUGACCCUCUAAAUUAGUGGCUUUCAAAGGUCACAGACUCCCCUUUGAAGAUCUGGUAGAAGCUAUGGACCCCCCUCCCAGAAAAAUCCACACCUAUACAUGAAAUGUUGCAUACAAUUUAUUUUAUUGCAUUGUGUGGGUUGAUGGACCCCCCUGAUGAAUCCCAUCCAUGGAGCACAGGUUAAGCAUCCCUGUUCUGUAUGAUUUUUGACUCCAGCUCCCAUCAUGUUUGACCGCUGGCUGUGCUGGUUGGGGCUGAUGAAGUGCCAUUGUUUAUACUGGGUUGGAAGAACAGAUGGACUGGACGGAAGCAGCUUCCCCCGUUGCACAGCCAACUUCACAGGGAAGGGUGCAAUGUGGAGACUGGUCCUUGUCAAGGUCUGUCCUGGGCCGAUCGUCCCAUCAAAUAACGGCUUGCUAAUCAAUUGGCUGCUUUCUGCCCUGUUCUCUCCCGUAAUGAGAUUUUGCUCCUCCAGGCCAAACCCCAGAUGGCUCUCUUGAAAGCACAGGCCUUUCUCCGUACAAGGCUUGCGGCUUUUGUGGGGAAGCAGGAGAGGCCAUCGACCAGGAGGAAGACACCUCCUCUUUCCUGCUCCUACCACUAACCCAUGCCUGGUGCCUUAUCGCCGACUGGGUGGGGAAUCACAGGGAGAGGAAUCUACAAGACCCAUAAUCUCUGAACCAUGGGGCUGAUGGGAGUUGGGAGUCCCAGCAACCCUGGCUCCUCAUCCUUGGUCCAGAUCAGGGAGAGGGGAACCUCCGGCCCUCCAAAGGAUGCUGGACUACAACUCCCACUGGCCCCACAUUACCCCACUCUUACUUACCAUCCCAGGCCGCCCAUCUGCGGCCACAUCGUUCUUUCUUUUAUCAGAUCAAAAUGAUCAGACAACAGCAAAGGUUGCUAGGUUUAUUGAAGGUGCAAUGAGAUUAAGGGCCACUAUCUGAACAAUAAUCUUGGUCAUUUGAUUCCCCAUUUUACCCACUGUUGUCUUUUUAUUUGUAUAUAUUGCUUGUAUUAUGUUGCCAUGGCCGUUGGCCAAUGCGAAUAAAGUUUAUCUCAUCUUAUCUUAUCUCACUGACCCCAGCAAGCAUAGCCAUUGCCCAGUGAAGAUGGGAGUUGUGGUUCAAUAAAUGUUGUGUCUUGAUGCUUAUGAAGGGGAGGGCGGUGUUCUGAAAUGUUGGCUCCCAACUCCUACCCAUAGUUUGAUGUCAAUUGAGAGGGAUAGUUUCCUGCGCUGGUUUCUCCUCCUGCUGCUCAGCCGGCUGGCCUCCACCUGAGCUGCACAGCAGGUUGACCUUUCUGUAGGAAAAUAUACAAACGGUUUCAGGCAGAGUUGCAGAGGAGGCUCGCUCUGUAAGGGGGCAUAUGUCCUGCCAAGAGGCAGGAGGGAAGCCGCUUCGCCCCUUCCCUAGAAAACCAGCGGAGAGAUCCUGAGGUCGCUGGGAAAAGGUCACCCAGUGAGCUUCAUGGAUGAAUGGGGAUUUGAACGUUGGCCUCCCAAGUCCUAGUUCGGCACUCCAGUCAUCACACCACAUUGGAUAUUAGAACUAUUAUUUAGCUAGUUACUGAACUUAUGUCCCUCUGCUUUUCCCCUUAGAGCCGAGGGUAGCAAACUGGUGUGCCAUUUAAAACAAAGCAAAGCAUUCUAUAAAACAGUUCAAAACAUUCCCAAAGCCAUGAACCUAAAAUCUUCAAAAUGCAAAAACAAAAAAACCAAAUCAAACCAAACCUCAGCUCUGCCACUGAGCCAUGACCCUGUGCUGAAGAGAUCGCUCAUUUGUCUUUAGAAACCUGUCUCUCUCUCUCACACUAUUUCUUUCUCUUUGUCCUUUUCUACUUCCGCAGCAAGGAGAACUUUGAUCGCGUCCCUGAUCUGGAGUUCAAUCCAAUUAGAUCCAAAAUUGUCCAGGCCUUUUUUGACAAGAGGUAAUGUUGUGGGUGCUUGGCCUCCCCGGGGGGGGGGGUGGUUCUCUAUAGCAACAAGAACUGCGCAGCUCUCCUUAACCUCGAAUCCCUCUCCGCACAUAAGCCAUUAAAAAAACAGUAAAGCACAUAAACAAGCACCUAAAAACCAGUCAUUGAUUGAGGCAGCUUCGACGUCCUGUUUUUCAGUGCCUGCUAAAGGCUGCUUUAGUUAAGCAAAAUUACAGACGUGUAAUUUCAUUAGGCAGACUUGUCGAUAGAACCAACCAUUUCAAGAACAAUCAGAUAAUUUUAUUAUGCCUACUGUUUUUUAAGGUCUGGUUUUAUUGCUAUUCUUCUUUUAUUCUAGUGAAUAUUUUAUUGCAUUUUAUGUAAACGGCUUAAAGCUUUUUAUUAUUAUUAUUGAUAUUCAAUGGUCUAUAAAUCUUGCCAAAUAAACAAAAUCAAGUAUUUCAUUUGGUGGCCCCUGUUUGAUGGCAUCCCAAACAUUGCCCCCUUUCCCUGGGUGCCUUCCGCCUUCCUCUUGCAUCAGAAGGAUGAGACUAGCAGUGGCUUACUAGCCAUGAUGGCUGUGCUCUGCCUCCAUGGUCAGAAACAGGAUGCAUUUUGCACAGUGCAUAGUUAAACUGUGGAACUCAUUGCCACAGGAGCCAGUGAUGGCCACCAAGCUGGAUGGCUUCAAAAAUGGGUGUGUGCAAAUUCAUGCAGAAUAAAUAUGACUUAUCAAUGGAUACCGGGCAUGAUGGCAAAGCUCUCCUUUGAAUACCAGUUGCUAGAAACUAAUCCAGAAUGCAGCAGCUAGACUGGUGACUGGGAGUGGCUGCCAAGACCAUAUAACACCGGUCCUGAAAGACCUACAUUGGCUCCCAGUAUGUUUCUGAGCACAAUUCAAAGUGUUGGUGCUGACCUUUAAAGCCCUAAACAACCAUGGCCCAGUAUACCUGAAGGAGUGUCUUCACCCCCAUUGUUCAGCCCGGACACUGAGGUCCAGCGCCGAGGGCCUUCUGGCGGUUCCCUCACUGGGAGAACUGAGGUUACAGGGAACCAAGCAGAGGGCCUUCUGGGUGGUGGCACCCGCCCUGUGGAACGCCCUCCCAUCAGAUGUCGAGAAAAUAAACAACUAUUUGACUUUUAGAAGACAUCUGAAGGCAUCCCUGUUUAGGGAAAUUUUUAAUGUUUGGUGUUUUAUCGAGUUUUUAAUAUUCUGUUGGAAGCCACCCAGAAUGUCUGGGGAAACUCAGGCAGAUGGGCAGGGUAUAAAUAAUAAAUUAUGAUUAUUAUGAAACCACAGGAUGGGAGUGUUCUCUCUCUUGUGCUCAGGUCCAGUUUGCUGGUUUCCCAACGUGUGAGAAAAGGAUGCUGGGCCUGAUCAAGAAGGCUUUUCUUACGCCCCAUGCUGUUGCUGCCAUUUAUUUAUUUUUGCAACAUCCACAUGGUUUCAUCCUCAAAAUGCCAAUGCAUGCUUUUUAAACGCUGUUGACCUAGAUUUCCCCUUGCCACAGAAAAUCCAGUUAGUCAGACCAACUCAUCACGCCUCUGCAGUUACUGUUGGUGUAGACAAUCCUUAGCACUUUGGGGACUUUGGCUGUGUGUGUGACGCAUUCCAUUCUUCUAUGGAUUUGUUUGCAAAUGGCAAUUGUCACAUUUAAAUUCUGUAAGUAAACAAUUUAUCCUCUGCUUAUUUUAUCACAGUUUAUAUACUGCUUGAUUGUAAGCAGAAGGGAAAACCUCAAAGCGGUUUACCAAAAGAAGAGAACAAUGACGUUAUCAGUAAAGACGUGAAGCUUUCAAAUUAAAAUCAGUUAUCAGAUAAAACCAGAUUAAAACACAUGUCGGCAUUCUGCAUAUUUGGCUAAAGGUAAAGGUAAAGGGACCCCUAACCAUUAGGUCCAGUCGUGACCGACUCUGGGGUUGCGGCGCUCAUCUCGCUUUAUUGGCCGAGGGAGCCAGCGUACAGCUUCCGGGUCAUGUGGCCAGCAUGACUGAGCCACUUCUGGCAAACCAGAGCAGCACACGGAAAUGCCGUUUACCUUCCCGCUGGAGUGGUACCUAUUUAUCUACUUGCACUUUGAUGUGCUUUCGAACUGCUAGGUGGGCAGGAGCUGGGACCGAACAACGGGAGCUCACCCCAUCGUAGGGAUUCAAACCGCCGACCUUCUGAUUGGCAAGUCCUAGGCUCUGUGGUUUAACCCACAGCGCCACCCACGUCCCUAUAUUUGGAUAGGCUUGCCUUAAAAAGAAAAGGGGUUUUUAGCUGUUGCUGGAGAGGUACCUGCCUCGCGUCAAUAGGCUUGGAGUUCCAAAGUUUGAGUGCUGCCACAAUGAAAGAUUUGAGUUUUUACAAAUGUGUUGAUUUUAUUCAAAUGUCUGGGACACCCUCACACAGCAGCCAACCCAUUUCUAAAUAAGGCUGUGCCUUUGCAAACACACUUCCCUCACCCCAUCCCACCUUACCCCACCCCCAAAAGCACAGGGGCCGAUGGGUGUGUAGAACAAGGGUUGCCAACACGGUGCCCUCCAGAUUCUGCUGGGCCCUGACUCCCAUCACCCCUGGCUAUUGCCCAUGCUGACUGGGGCUACAUUGGGAGCCCAGCCAGAGGAUGGAGGGCUCUACAUUAGGUGUUCCUCAUGUCGAAAGUAUUCUGAGUGCUUUCGUGCCAAUAGGAACCUGCGAGAAUCAUCGGACGGGUUCGCGGAGGAGAUCAACUUCGAAGACUUCUUGACGAUCAUGUCCAAUUUCAGGCCCAUUGAGAUGGACAUGGACGACGAGCAGCUCGAUCGAUUCCGGAAGAAGAAGCUAAAAUGUAAGGUGCUCCCUUUUCUCGAUCGAGCCUGUUGCUUUGUUGGCAGACGGGAGGAACGGUCUGCAUGAACCCACUGCGUUCAUUUUUAGCUGUAAAGAGUGUGGUUCCCGGAGCUUCUCCCCUUCUUCCAUGUCUACUGUGUGCCUUCCCAUCUCCCACUUCAAAGUCAUCCAGAGGAGAAACUUUUUCCUAUCGAGGGCCACAUUCUGUUCUGGACAAAUGAAGGUGCUUUGGAUAAAGAACUGAUCCUGUACUUAUUGAGAACUGCCAGGAUGGUUAUUGUAGAAAUAGUUUUUAAAAGGAAUCUUUAGAAGGAUUAAAUAAGGAUUUAUGGUACAGUCAGAAUCUGGUCCAUAGCGAUUAUGGAAAAAUUACCAUAUUUUUUGCUCUAUAAGACACACCCGACCAUAAGACACACCUAGUUUUAGAGGAGGAAAACAAGAAAAAAAAUAUUCUCUCCCUCUCUGCGCAGCGCCUCUCCAGCAAAGCAGGCGGAGAAACGGAAGGGGCUCUGUUUCUCCUCCCGCUUUGCUGAAGGGGCACUGUGCAGAGAGGGAAAGCUGCGCAGUGCCUCUUCAGUGAAGCGAAGUCAGAACAGCAAGAGGGAUCGCUGCGCAGCGAAAGCAGCAAUCCCUCUUGCUGUUCUGGCUUCUGGGAUAGCCAUGCCAAGCCUCUUCAGGGCAGGGGGAGCGUUCCUCCCGUUGCCCUGAAGAGGCUUCGCACGGCUAUCCCUGAAGCCAGGAGAGUAAGAGGGAUCGGUGCACACCGAUCCCUUGCUCUCGUGGCUUCAGUGAAAGCUGCGCAGCCUGCAUUCACUCCAUAAGACGCACACACAUUUCCCCUUACUUUUUAGGAGGGGGAAAGUGCGUCUUAUAGAGCGAAAAAUACAGUACGUCGAAGGUUAAGGUAUACCAGAGGACACCCCCCCCUUCCCUGCCCAUCAUUUUCAACCAGGGGGGUGAAAACUUAUUUCAUGACGGUGAUAAUGUUCAAAGGCCUCCUGUGAGUUAUGCUCUUUGGCAUUCUUGGCGACUUCUCAUCGUCAAGAGAGAACAUCGUAAACCGUUAAGGACAAUAUCCCGAGAUUUAUAAGUAAAGCAAAGCCUAUAUUUUAAGAAAGAAUAUGUUACUACGCUCCAAUAUCAGUAAUUGUCUCCCCCCCCCCCCAUGGGCUAUGAAUGAGAUGACCAACAUUUUUGGUCCGUGUGUGUUUAAUUUGCAUUUGCAUUCAAGCUGUAGUUAUUUUUGUAAGUCAUUAAAUUAUAUGUUCUUGAUUUUGCACACACGCACACAAACACCCUUCCCCUGCCUACUGGCACAAGAACUCUGUUGGUGUUUGAUACAGUCCCUGAUUUGAUGUUAGGCUCAGUUACCAUUGUGCAGGGUAAAUGUGGGUUCUGAAGGAAUUUAUUUCACGCAUAGUACUGUGCUUUUAAGCUGCUUACUCCUGACCCUAAUUUAUUUUGCCUUCUCUCCCCUAGUUCUUUUCCACAUGUACGAUGCAGACAGUGACGGCAAGAUCACUCUGCAGGAAUACAGGAAUGUAAUGUAUUAUUAUUAUUAUUAUUAUUAUCAUUAUUAUUAUUUGGGCAUCCCACUCCCUUAACUGCAUUUUCAACGACCCGGCACCGCUCCUCCUCCUCCAACCAGUUUGCAACUUGCUUCUGCCCUCCAGAUUGUGCAAGAGAUGCUUUCGGGGAACCCCCACCUGGAUAAGGAAUCGGCGAGGUCCAUCGCAGACGGAGCCAUGAUGGAGGCUGCCAGCAUCUGCGUGGGGCAAAUGGUAGGCUGAGCGCAACGCUGCAUUCCGAGGCAAGGAAGGGAUGUAGCUCAGUGGUAGAGCAUCUGCUUGCCCGCAGGAGGUCCCAGGUUCAAUCCCCAUCUCCAGAUAGUGCUUGGAAAGAUGGGGGGUGGGUGGAGAGGUACAAAGCAGGAUUGAACUCCCCAUACACAGCUGCUGAUGCUAUUCCACUUUCUGCAGCUGUGUCUCUCUGCCCCCACACCUGACAUCAGGUGUGUGGCAUGUGGGUGUGUUUUUAGAAAAAAAUGGACUGGUGGGCCAAGUUUGGCCCAGGUUCCCCAACCAUUUUAAUGUUGAUUUGUGUUUUUCCUCAAUUGUGCAUUAAGGUUGUGCUGUAAGCCCUUUUAGGAAAACGUCGCCCUUAAGAAUGGCAUGUAGGUUUUUGCUUUGAGUUAAGAAGUAAGAGCCCUCCGUUUUUUCUCUGAAUGCCUCCUCUGCCCUUAUAAGACUUUCACCUAUCAACGUAAUGCUUCUGUUCUUGUUGCAGGAGCCGGAUCAAGUAUACGAGGGAAUCACAUUUGAAGACUUCCUUAAGGUUAGAAUGGAUGCUCACCCUAUUGCUUGGCGGAAGUGAUGGAGACCAACCUGUGGGAGGGGCGGGGGCAGGAGAGUGAGAGGAGACAGAGAGGAGGGACACAGUGCUAGGCUUUCUGUUACCUCUAAAACUGGAUCCUGUUUUAUGGGUUUAAAUCGCCUUAACCCUGCUUGAUAUGUUUUUAUAUUGCUGCUUUAUUGGUUUUAGGCUGCAUUUUAAUGAUUUUUUUUCCUGUUAAAUUGCACGCUGCUUGAAAGAUUUUUUAAAAAUUAAGUUGUCAUAUAAAUGUUUGUGGCCUGCAGCAUUAAAAGGGCCCCUAACCUGUACUCAUGGCUCAAGCUUGCUUUUGUUGCCUCUCCACCGGCAGAUCUGGGAAGGGAUAGACAUUGAGACCAAGAUGCACGUUCGCUUCCUGACCAUGGAGCCGAUUGCGAUGUGCUACUGACCAUGGAGAAGCUGGGACUGAGGUGUUGGUGCCUUCUGGAGCGACCUGGGACGGAAACCGUCAGGCGGUCGAUACGGGUAUUAAGGGGGAACUGCAUCUCCCACGGCUGGGGCAGUUUUUUUUGCAGGGGGGCGUUGCAGGUUUAGGAGUUGAUGUGCCUGGCUUUGGCUUUACAGCUAUUUUCUCUCUCUUGUCUACACUAAAAAGCCUCAAUAGCCUCAAAUCAUCAAUAAAGCAGGUUUUGUUUUUAAUUCUUGGCAGAAGCUUGUUUACUUGUGGAUCCUGUGAUCAGAUACAGUCAUGGGACUCAACUUUUAAAAAACCGGGUACUCUUCUUAACCAAGGGUGAGGAAUCAGAUCCAGAUUAUCUUACAUCUAUCUACUAUAUGUAUAUUGGAAAGUGAUUUCUGUCUGUUGUCUUAAAAUAUCAUUACCGAACUUGGCGUGAGGGUUCCCAGGGCAGGGGCGGUGCUCUCUGUUGACCUUUGCAAGCCAGCCACCAUUUUGAACCAAGAUGGUGGACUGCACCUGUUCUUUGGCAUAGACUUGACCGCUCUCGAAAAACGUGACUUUGGCACAUGACUUCCCUCGAUUUUUGGAGCAAUGAAUCCAAACUCACAAAUUACACCAUCCAUUUUUGGGGGGGUGGUUCUACAAAAUCCUGGGCAGUCCAAGUACUCUUCGCUAAUUGUUAAAUAAAACUGGAGCAACAUGCCCCAAGGAACAGGGGAUGCCCUGUGUAGCAUGAAACAUGCCACUUUGUUAUUCCCAGUUGGUACAGUUAUAUUUAUAAAAGUAU